Molecule: messenger RNA, 1834 nt
Organism: Ornithorhynchus anatinus (platypus)
Lineage: Eukaryota; Metazoa; Chordata; Mammalia; Monotremata; Ornithorhynchidae
Gene: C1H2orf76
Product: chromosome 1 C2orf76 homolog
Exons: 7
Coding region: 89-469 (126 amino acids)
Source: RefSeq, a predicted model, not a curated record
CCCACCCCUCCGGCCGAGGGCCCGCCGCGGGGGGUGCCGGGAAGCGGCUCCGACCCGGAAGUGACUUUCCCCGUAGGGUCGCUGGAUCAUGGCCCCCGGAGAAGCCACGGUGACAGUGCGCCUGGUCCGCUCCUUCGAGCACCGCAACUUCAAGCCGGUGGUCUAUCACGGCGUCCGCCUCGAUCAGACGGUGAAGGAAUUCAUCGUCUUCCUGAAGAGAGACGUCGCUUUGAGACCGGGCCUCCCGCCUCCAUUCCGGCGUUAUAAAUACGACACGAUGAAGAUCGUCCAUCAGGCCCAUAGAGCGAAGACCAACGAGCUGGUGCUGAGCCUGGACGACGAUGACCGGCUGGUGCUGAGCGAGGACAGCACGCUGGAGGCGGCCGGAGUGGCCCACGAAACCGAAAUAGCAUUCUUCCGUGACGAAGAUUACAAGAACUACAAAGCUAAUCCCGUUUCAUCGUGGUGAAGAUUCCCAGGCUCGCCUCCCUCCGAACCCCGAGCUGCGCCUUCCCCUCUCCCCUCGGCCCGUCCGAACGGCGGCCCGCGGCCCGAUCCUCCGGGCAAGUACCCGAUGGGCGUCCGCCGGCCCCGGCCCCGAAGAAGACGCCGUCCACGUCGAAGUCCUCCCGCCGGCCUCCGGAGCCCAAGAUCGGUCCGGCCUUCCUCUAGGCCUCCGGUGACCGUGACGGAGCCCAAACUUGUUUGGGGGCCUCUGCUGACCGUUGGCGAGUCCAUCUUUGGUCCGGGCUUCCCCUAGACCUUUGUGGACCAUUGCCGAACUUCUUCUAGAUCUCCGUUGACCAUCGUCGAGCCCAGGGUUGUUCCAGGCCGCUCCCCGGGCCUCCGUUGACCUCUGAAGAGCUCGACCUUGGUCCGGGCUUCUGCCGGACCCCUGCUGACCGCUGCUGAGCCCGUGUUUUGUCCGGGCUUCCGCUAAUCCUUAUCCCCCUGCAGAGCCCAGAAAGGCCCCGCUUGCAGAACCUCGGCACGAGGGGGAACCGUCCCCCAGCCGGCGGCGGCAGAGAGAAGGGAUGGCCCAGUCCGGCCUCACUCGAACCGGGGACCGGGGGACGGACUACGACGGGCGGAGCGGCUCCGAGGAAUCUCGGCGGCUGAAGCGAUCAGACCGGGCGAUCGAUCCGUGGUAUUUAUCGAGUACUUACAGGGUGCAGGAUAGGGUACUGAGCGCUGUAUUCUUCCAAGAGCUCAGUACAGUGGCCUGCACACAGUAAGCAAUCAAUAAAUAUCAUAGAUUGAUUGGGAGAGGGCGAUAGAGCGAGUAAAUAAGAUCCCUGCCCUCAAGGAGCUGAGGCUCUACUGUGUGCAGAGCACUGGGGAGAGGACAAUAGGCAGUAGACAAGGUCCCUGCCAUCAAGGAGCCGACAGUGUGCAGAGCACUGUGCCGAGCGCUGGGGAGAGGACAGUAGAGCGAGCAGACGUGACCCCCGCUGCCCUCGGAAAACCUCGUGACUGCCGUGUGCGGAGCACUGUGCCGGACGCUUGGGAGAGGGCAAUAGAGCGAGUAGACAAGCUCCCUGUCCUCGGGGAGCUGAGGGUCCACUGCUGUGUGCGGAGCACUGUGCCGAGCGCUGGGGAGAGCCCUGCCCUCAAGGAGUUUCCAGUCCACCCGGUGUCGGGGACGUCGGCGCCGUGACGGGAGCCCGGACUCGGACGGGCCGAUUCGGGAACCUCUCGGGGCCUCCCGCCUGGAAAACUCUCGCCGGGAAUCCCGGGGCCGCGGGCUGGUGGGUGGGACGCGGUGCCCGGUGGGAGACGUAACCGAAAUCCUGUCGGGAAGAAAUAAAGAGCUGCGUUGGGUCGCAUUUAUCGA